AUGACAAAUUUAUUCAAAAGUUUCGGAUUAUUAACCUUAAAAUUUGGAGGAGUGAGCGGUUACCUGCCAGCCAUAUUUACGAGACUGACGCUCGAAUCUGACGCUUGGACGCUACAUCGCUCCGUCACCCUUAGCAACAAAAACAGUUCUGAUUGUCAGUCAGAAUCGUAUUCAAACACCGGCGAAGAGAUGGCAUCUAAUUAUCCACACGAAGGCGCGACGCAGCUAGGUCACGAGAAGUCUGAAGAAAAUUUCAAAGAGUGGGCAAAUUACUGGCAAACUCUGGUGAACGGCGGGAAAGAAGGAAUCAUGAAUACAAACCAGGAUAGUGACACUGCUUUGAAAACAGAGUUAGGAAGUGGAGAUAAUGCGGCUAAAUCUUUGCAAGAGGACGAUAGUCGUCGUUGGGUAUUCGCGAUGCGUCAUGGAGAGAGAGUAGACCUUACUUACGGCCAGUGGGUGCCUUAUUGUUUCGACGAAAAUGAUACUUACACAAGAAUGGAUUUGAACAUGCCUCUAAAAUUAGGCAAAAGGGCAGGUGGUAAAGAGUCCUACGCAAAGGACACGCCGCUAACGCGUAUUGGGCGAAUGCAAGCUCAGUUGGUAGGCGAAGGAUUAAGGCUUGCCGGUAUUGAUGUUAAACAUGUUUACGCGUCCGCCGCCCUUAGGUGUGUGGACACUGCGCAAGGGUUCCUUGAAGGUUUACAGGCAGACCCAUCGGUAAAAAUCAAGGUGGAGCCAGGUCUCUUUGAGUACAAGAUGUGGCAUGUGAAAGGCAUGGCACCUUUCAUGACGCCCUUGGAACUUCACAACGCUGGCUAUAAUGUGGACCUCAGCUACAAACCAUAUGUGGACCUUGAUAUUAAUACUGAUGAGACUUUAGAGGAUUACUACAAGAGAGGAGAAAAGGUCGCGCAAUCCGCUGUUCUGGACACUGAGCAAGAAGGAGGGAACAUAAUAUUUGUUGGUCACGCAGCUACGCUAGACACUACUGCCACAGCUCUAAAGCGUCUCUCCAACCCUCAACCCGAGUUCCCCCCGUACAGUUUCGUCAGCAACCUAAUGAAAGUACCAUACUGCGCAUUGGGAGCUUUAAGGGAGAAGCCUUGGCAUGUUGUAUGCCCACCUUGCCCACCUUCGGUUAAUUCCAGUUCAGGGAGGUUCGACUGGAGAAUGCUUUUAGACAUAUAA
Arctia plantaginis is the source of this 1191-nucleotide messenger RNA. Lineage: Eukaryota; Metazoa; Arthropoda; Insecta; Lepidoptera; Erebidae. The record is from the annotation of a GenBank genome assembly.